AUGUUCCUACUAGCAAGAACCGUACGCUACCGCCACACGCCGGACACCGUCGCAAUGACGGCUGUGACGGUGAAAAUGCGCGUGUUCGACGAGAACAUGCAGAUAUCUAAGAUCAUUGAAACCAAUCUGAGCAACCAAUCAUCACAGCUUGCUGCUCUACAAGUCGGAGACAUCUUGUCUUUGGUUGGAAAUCAAGAUCCGAAGAUGUUGGAAGAUAGUGAAAGUCUUGUCGAUUUUCUCACUCAAUCGCAAGAGCCAGUUCGCUGUGAGUUCACAAACGCGCAGCUGCGAGUUGUUGGACUGGUACGUUGUGUUCUCCCGGAGGAGGAGACGGCAGGAGAAGCCGCGGGGACACAUGCCUGCUCGUCGAACGUGGACAGCUCGUCCAAGAGCACAACUACCGUCGGUUUGAUCCUCGGAGUAGAGACUGCUCGUGGAGUCAAAGUGGAAGCGAUCAUUCCCGGCAGCCCUGCAUUCAAGACCAAGAGCUUUCAGCGAGGCGAUGUCGUCGCAAAGAUCAACGGGAAGAAAGCCUCGGCAACCAGCAGCAGCUCUCUCUUGUGGGGGGCACAAGAAGGGUCAAGCAUUCAGAUCGAAGUCAUCAAGCCGAAUGGAGCUUCCAUAUUCUCCAUCCUUUACUUUGCUAGCGUCGGGCGAAUCUUCUACCAAUAUCAGCUCAUGGCUGCUGUUGUGGAUCUCUCGAAGCAAAUCUACAAAGCAGCAGACGAUGAGACAGCAGUAGAAACGACCAUCUCCAAAUUGAUGGACCUGAUUGCACAACGAGAAACAGAUCGACUAGAGUCUGAAACCAAAAGAGAGCAAAAGAUGAAAGCUCUUGAAUUGGAAAUUGAAAUUCUGAAAAAGUCGCAAUAUGCGGAUAUUCAAACUCUCACAGAUCUCAAGAGUCGAUGUCACGAGACUGACGCUGAGCUUGCGAUGGCCAGAAAGUCCGAAGUGGAUCUUCGACUCUCGAGACAAUCUUUGGAGGAUGAGCUGGUACAAGUGAAGAAGAAGCUGAGGGAGACUGAAGACUUGCUUGACAAGUAUCGCAGCUCUCUGCGGGAUGACAACUCGGCUGUGGAUGAAAUCGGAAAGAUGACCUUUACCAUCAUGGACCAGGCAGAUGAGAUCUUUCGUCUCAAUGACUUGCUGGUGGCGGUGCAGGACGAUCUCAAGACGACGAGGGCGAGGCUGCGGCAUCGAGAGCUCGGGAUCGAGGAGGGCAUGAGACGGUGGCAUACCGACGACUCCUCGACCGACAUCGACCAAGUGAAGGGCAAGUCCCUCGCAGGCGUGCUCGUGCCUGCUAGCUGA
Guillardia theta CCMP2712 is the source of this 1314-nucleotide messenger RNA. RefSeq lists its product as hypothetical. The transcript has 16 exons. Bases 1 to 1314 code for a protein of 437 amino acids. Gene Ontology annotation, molecular function: protein binding. NCBI's taxonomy places the organism in Eukaryota, Cryptophyceae, Pyrenomonadales, Geminigeraceae. The record is from RefSeq and is a predicted model, not a curated record.